Molecule: messenger RNA, 2998 nt
Organism: Anopheles nili
Lineage: Eukaryota; Metazoa; Arthropoda; Insecta; Diptera; Culicidae
Product: bestrophin-4-like
Exons: 5
Coding region: 1-2115 (704 amino acids)
Molecular function (GO): chloride channel activity
Source: RefSeq, a predicted model, not a curated record
AUGACGGUGACCUACACGGCGGAAGUGGCGACUUGCCGGGGUUUCGGCUGCUUCCUGAAGCUGCUGAUGAGAUGGCGCGGUAGUAUCUACAAACUGGUGUGGCUGGAUUUGACCUGCUUCCUGCUUCUCUACUACGUGCUGAACGUUACCUACCGCUUCGGUUUGUCGGAGGAUCAAAAACGGAUUUUUGAGGAAAUCGUCAAGUACUGUGCCACCUACAGCAACCUGAUCCCGCUCUCGUUCGUGCUCGGUUUCUAUGUCACGAUCGUGAUGACGCGCUGGUGGAACCAGUACACCAGCAUUCCGUGGCCGGACCCGAUUGCCGUUUUUGUCAGUGCCAACAUUCACGGUCAGGACGAACGUGGACGUGUGAUGCGCCGCACCAUAAUGCGGUACGUGUGCCUCUGCCUAACGAUGGUGUUGACCAACAUCUCGCCACGCGUGAAGAAACGUUUCCCGACCAUCGAGCAUCUGGUUGAGGCUGGUUUGCUGAAUGAUAACGAGCACAAGAUCAUGUCACAUCUGAACCAGAAGUUUCCGCGUCAUUCCAAGCACUGGUUGCCGAUUGUUUGGGCGGCUAGUAUUGUGACUCGUGCCCGCAAGGAGGGUCGGUGUCGGGACGAUUUCGCCUCCAAAACGAUCAUCGACGAGCUGAACAAGUUCCGUGGCCAGUGCGGGUUGCUAAUUUCGUACGAUACGAUCAGCGUGCCGCUCGUGUACACGCAGGUGGUGACGCUGGCCGUAUACAGUUACUUCCUCACGUCGGUUAUGGGACAGCAGUGGGUCGAAACGAAGGAACUUGGCGAAGGGGUGGUGAACAAGAUCGACCAGUACUUCCCGAUCUUCACCACGUUGCAGUUUUUCUUCUACAUGGGCUGGUUGAAGGUGGCCGAAUCGCUGAUCAACCCAUUCGGCGAGGAUGAUGACGACUUUGAGGUGAACUGGAUCGUCGAUCGGAACCUGCAGGUGUCGUACCUGAUCGUGGACGAGAUGCACCACGAGCAUCCGGAGCUGCUGAAGGAUCAGUACUGGGAUGAGAUAUUUCCGACCGAGCUCCCGCACACGGUGGCAUCGGCCGAGAUCCGUGAGGAACCACCACAACCCUCGACCGCGGACAUCGUGGUGAAGAAGAAGGAAGCGGAAGUCAUUCCGGUGGUGCCAACGGCAAUCCGCAUCGACGAAAUGGUCGGUAAACAGAACCAAGCGGUUGAGUAUAACUUCUCCGGGAAUCCCAACGAAGACGAGAUGGAUGACAAUGUAAGUGGCAUUCAUUUCAACACCUCCGAUAAGCCAAUCUACCGUGGUGGAAGUUCUGCGACAAGUUUGGCUAGUGUAGCCGGCACGAUGUCUCGCGUGAACACGGUUACCUCGGCGCUGAAACGUUUCUUCAGCAAGGACGAAUCGAGUCGCCCGAAUAGUGCCACACCGGACGCAGGAUCCGUACCAUUCAGGUUCCCUGGAUCAGCCAGUUCAACAAAUCUCGCUGGCGGACGAGGCCCAGAUCGUGCUAUGGGCAGCAUGCGUAUUACAGAUCAAGUGAUAGAAGAAGUCGACGAGCAGCUAACCAUCACGUCGAUGCAGGGCAACAAUACAGACAGCCGGCCGACGGCAGCUAGCCUAUUUGAGCAUGGUCCCCCAAAGCCCAGUGAUCCGGUUGAUGUGCCGAUGCAACCCUACAAUCGCACGCAGUCGUCAGUGGCGCAUGGAUUCAAUUCACAACUGACACCGCCUGGUCCCGACUCGAUGCUUUCCGCAUCAGCUCCGGAAACGGGCCGGUUCGAACACAACUUCGUUCCACUGAGCCCAACGGAUCCGGAUGCUGUUCCAAUGGUACCCUCGUCAACGGCAUUAUCCACUGCAAUCGAUGAAGGUGACCGGGUCACCACGACGUAUGAGAACGAGGAAACGGAAAAGGAGCAGCUAGAGAGGAAGACACGUCUGUUGGCACGGUCCAUCAGCAAGCAGGCCGUGCUGGGUCUUAUUAACACCGAUAUGCUGCUUGAAGAGCUCUCUAGAAGCACGGGUGAUUUGGAGACACCCGAAAAGAGACCCCAGCAGAACACGCCCGAUGGCCCAACCUCCGACACGAACAGUAACGUCGAUACGACCUUAUGAUUCUACGUGUCCGACGCGGAUGACAAUGUUAUUGUCGUUAACGUAAAAGAGGGCAGCGCCGAUAGGUAGCAGCUCUAGCACCGAAUAGUGCAUCUGCCCGUCCGAGGGUGGAACUGGAACUAGCGGGUGUAUGGUACCUAUAGCCCCACCUAGCUUCGAAAUGCACGAAAUCUCUCACGGUAUCCAGGCCCGGAAAUGAAUCGCUAAAUCUCGUUCCUUUCCUCUUUUCCUACCUUUCCAACGGUAGUCAUUUAAGAUACCGUAACACCCGUUCCGAUGACCCCUAAUGGGAGCUCAGAAUCUGCGGAAACUGAUUUUAAAAAUAUUCCAACUCAUUAGAUAAUCGUAACCGCCCUACCUGUCGGCUAAUGUGAUGAAACAAGAUUUAAUUCCAGCAGUAUUUGAUAGUGUACGCCCUUCCGUCGGGAACUGGAGGCGGCUGCAGAAAAAAAAAGCCAACCGAUACAGUUACGCACAACGCGUUUCGCAAUGUUCAUGGGUGAUGCAUUUUAGUUGCUUAUUGCUAACGCAAAGUUCUCUUAAAUUAAGCAUAAAUGCAACACGGUGUCGUACGAUUACAAUUGAGUAGCCUGUAAAAUGCGAUGGAGCGUGGCCUAACGUAAACAAAUGCGCCUUAAAUGUUAGCCUUUCGAUACAAUUUAUUGCUCGGCAGUGGACGAAACGGACACCAAUGGGCUGCUAAAGUAUGAUAUAAAGUACAUUUUUACUGAUGCUCACUCAUAGUAUAUUUAGUUGUAUCUGUUGUGUUCCAUAUACGGAACGGCAUUGUGGUAUUGAGCGUGUUCGAUCCGCUGCGGGUGCGAAACGAUAAAAGACAGCGAAAUCGCAAAUCAGCUCUAUAUUAUGAUAUUUACUGCAUAUG